GAUCGCAUGUGUGGCCAUCGGAUCCACAAUCACACCAUCGAUUGCUUCUGAGAACAAGUGGACAAUCACUUGAUUCGUGUCCAUCUGUCACAUCACUAUCACUUUCCCUCAGUUUUGGUGUCUCUUUGGACUCAUAUUUUAUAGCUAUUUAGCGGCCGAAGAGUUUAUUAAAAGUGUCACAAAGUGUGAUGUUAUCAUUAAAUGGACUUUGAAGACAAGUAUUGAAGAGUUGGACACAAUUUGGACACAAAUGGGUUCUUUAUUAUCCAUAUUUAGAGCAAAACGGGACACAAAAGCCUUAUUGGAGUCCAUCCACAAUGAGAUCGAGUCCAUCGAAGACCUGAAGGAAAGUGUUUCGAAACGCGAGAAGAACUGCAUUUGUCUCUUCUUCACUGCCUUUGUCAUCAUUUACACGAUCUCUGUAUUGGUUUUCUAUCGGUUCUAUCUUGUGGUCAAUUACUCCAAAGAGAAUAUCAUAGAGAAUCUGCUUUGGCUCUUACCAUUCAUUGUCUCCCCAUUCAUGUGA
Oppiella nova is the source of this 526-nucleotide messenger RNA. Lineage: Eukaryota; Metazoa; Arthropoda; Arachnida; Sarcoptiformes; Oppiidae. The record is from the annotation of a GenBank genome assembly.